UCUAUUAAUUUAUUAGCCCUCCAAAGUGUCCAUACUCCAUAUAAAUCAUUCUCCAUGUACCUCUACCAUCCAUAACAUUCUUCAAACAAAACCCAAACUUCAGAAGAAAAAAAAUUAAAAUAAAAUAAUGGCGAUAAAGAGGUCAUCUCAGGCAGCAUCAAUAAAGGAAAUUUUAAAGAGAUGCUCGAGUUUAGGGAAGAAGAAGAACGUCGCCGGUUGCUACUAUAAACAAGAAGAUGUUCUUCCUCAAGACGUGCCCAAAGGUCAUUUUCCGGUUUACGUUGGACCAAACCGAAGUCGGUACAUCGUUCCCAUCUCGUGGCUCGAACACUCCGAGUUUCAAACGUUGCUUCGAUUAGCCGAGGAAGAGUAUGGUUUUGACCAUAAUAUGGGUGUAAUCAUACCCUGUGAUGAAGUGUUCUUUAGGUCUCUAAUAUCUAUGUUCAGAUAAAUUCAAUCGGGGACUGGAGAAUCAAAGAAGGAUGGCUUUAGUUACAAGAUGAUUGAUUAUUUUUUUGUGAUGAUUAGAAGAAGCAAUCUCUAUAUUUUUUUCCUUUUUCAAAAAUUAAAGUUUGUAGUUUUUUUCUUUCCUAAAAUAUUUUGUAGUAGUUGGGUGGGCUGGGAGACUUCUUUUCCAAGUCAACGUUAAUGGCCAACGUGACAUGUAGACUGGUGAUCUUGAGAAGAGUAGCGAUAAUUAACUCUCCUUCUUCAUAGUAAAUGUUAAAUUUAUAAUUGCACUGGA
Raphanus sativus (radish) is the source of this 745-nucleotide messenger RNA. Its product is annotated as protein SMALL AUXIN UP-REGULATED RNA 10. NCBI's taxonomy places the organism in Eukaryota, Viridiplantae, Streptophyta, Magnoliopsida, Brassicales, Brassicaceae. The record is from RefSeq and is a predicted model, not a curated record. Bases 128 to 451 code for a protein of 107 amino acids. Gene Ontology annotation, biological process: response to auxin. The transcript has a single exon.